AUGCUUCUUCUCAGCGGCGGUAUUGGCAGCACACAUGACGACAUCACUUACGACGCAAUCGCGAAAACGUUUGGAGUGCAAUUAGAAUAUCACCAACCUACACUGGAUUUGAUGACGAAAUAUGUGAAGUCUAAGGGGGCUCAGGACAGUAAAUUCUCCGAGGAGCACAAACGCAUGGCAUACUUUCCGGAGGGAAGCAAGGUCCAUCAAACGGGCGAUCUAUGGGUCCCCCUGGUGGUGACCAAAAAUGUGCACAUACUCCCAGGUGUGCCCAUUUUAUUCUCUCGUCUGUUAGAGCUACACGGGGCUCUGUUCCAACAAGAUGUCAGGCUGACUACGGAGAAUCUAUGGAGCACGGAGCGGGAAAGUGACCUAGCAGCUGCACUGGGCCUAGUACAGGGCAAUAAUCCAGGAGUGACUGUGGGGUCGUAUCCGAGGUUCACCGAGAAGGGGAUACAGGGAGUGCUAUUGAGUUUUGAAGGUGAAGAUCCAGAAGCAGUGAAACAGGCUGUGACGGAAGCAAGGGCUUCUAUAAAGUGCGAGGAUACAAUUCCGGCCAAGCACAUAACUAAUUGAUGAGAGGUUGUACAACUGUAAAAUCUAACCAUUUGUAAUAUGUUCCUGUAUAGUACCCUUUGACACUAGAGGUUUUAACGUACAACUCAGUUUAUUCGUUUCUAAUCAUUUGUAAUAU
This is a messenger RNA of Sphaeroforma arctica JP610, 694 nucleotides long. RefSeq lists its product as hypothetical. The record is from RefSeq and is a predicted model, not a curated record. NCBI's taxonomy places the organism in Eukaryota, Ichthyosporea, Ichthyophonida. The transcript has 3 exons. Bases 1 to 576 code for a protein of 191 amino acids.